AUGAAUAACAGAGAAAAUUCAAUGCUAUUUAGCUUACUUCAUCCAUCUCAUGAUUCGUACGAUCUACUUGGUCGAACCUCUAAGAGUGGAAGGCAAAUUCCUGAUGAUCAACAAGUUAUUGAGCAGAUGGGAUUGAAUUUUGUGAUUGGAUCGUCGGCUUCGGUUUUGGGAAAGAUGAUUUCUACACCAAUUCAAUGUUUAUCCGUUUUGGGAAGACAAAAUUAUUGGAAUACUUGUGUGAUGAAUGCUAAAAUGUUUGGCUCGAUAUUGUUCAAGUUUGCUCCUUCACAGGCUUUGGCUUUAAGUUUGAAGGAUGGCUUUAGCGAAUUGUUGAUGAAUAGAGUGAAUGUUAGGUUUGCAAGUCCAUUUGUGGAUGAAUCGAAUCGAAUCGAAUAUUUAAAGUUUGUGGGUGUUCAGUUUAGCUCUGGAGCUUUGGCUGGUGCAGUUUCACAUUGUAUUUUACAUCCUAUGGAGAUGGCUCAAUUGAAAUAUCAUCACUACUUGAGCAAUCAUCAAGUGAUGAGUCAAUUUAAAGGUCCUAUGGAUUUUGCUCUUAAAACAAAUGGAUUUUUCAAAUUAUUUAAUGGAUUUGGAAUGUUUUCAAUGCACUCCAUCAUUUACAGAGCUUUCCUAUUCGGAACAUUUGAUAGCUUGAAAGUUAUUAAUCCUUACCAAGAUGAAACUAAUUCACUAGGAAUUUUGAGUAAGAUUUUACUGGCCCAGGCUGCAACUUGUAUUUCUACCUUCUUCUCAAUCCCAUUCCUUAAUGCUAGGAGAGAAAUGAUCACUCUUCAGCAAUCUAACCUGCCAAUCACUACCCGCUCAUGUUUAAAAUCACUGUACAGUAAUUCUGGAUUCAGAGGUCUUUUCAAUGGAUUUGUUUCCCAAAGUUUAUUACACAGAUCUAGUGGAACUGCAAUUCUAGUGUGCUAUGAUUUGCUGCAACAAUAUUUAUCGAGUAGAGUUUAA
Naegleria gruberi is the source of this 969-nucleotide messenger RNA. RefSeq lists its product as uncharacterized. Gene Ontology annotation, biological process: mitochondrial ATP transmembrane transport; mitochondrial ADP transmembrane transport. The coding region runs from base 1 to 969 and encodes 322 amino acids. Lineage: Eukaryota; Heterolobosea; Eutetramitea; Acrasida; Naegleriidae. Gene Ontology annotation, cellular component: mitochondrial inner membrane. The record is from RefSeq and is a predicted model, not a curated record. The transcript has a single exon. Gene Ontology annotation, molecular function: ATP:ADP antiporter activity.